UUCUCUCCAUUUCUCCUCUUUCUUUACCCUUCUAACUCUGUAUGUCCAUAGCCUGAUUAAUGAGACAACUAUUUAUUUAUGGAUAUUUACAAAAGGACGAGAGAUAUUUACGUUAAAGCAAUAAAUCUGUCUCGUCAUAAUUGGCAUGGCGUCGUCUGCUAGCUGUGAGAGAAGGAAAUACCUCAGAAGACCACCCAUUGCAAAGCUAAGUGUGUGAAUAAGCAGAAAAGAGGAGCAAGAGGAGGAGGAGGACCUACAAAACGAUACAGGUCAAAAGAAGAAGGGGAAGAGCCUGGGCCAUGAUAGCACAGAGCAUCACGCCCUUGUACGGGGGGUCAGCCAGGAGGGAGAAGGAUGUGGUCACCCCGCACAGCAUCUCCAUCAUCCUCUUCAUCGAGAAAUACGCCAGGCUCAGACCUAAGUACUGGGACCCCCGGCCACCAGAAGGAGAGGUUGAGGAUGUGGAAGUGAGCCCUGGCGAGCGUAAGGCCACCUGCCUGCUGACUGUACGGCUGGUCCAGGGCGGGGACCUGGUGUUGUCGGAGCUGCUGGAGAUGCUUGAGGCAACCCCCCUCCUGGCCCUCCACGUCACCGCCUUCAUGACGUCGCUCCAUGAGAUGUAUUGCAAUGGCAUCGACAGCCUGCUCACCCUGUUUGACGCGGUGGAGAAGUUUGCCGUUCAGGACCAGAUACGGCUGGAGUCCUUCCCUUGCCUGUGGACCAGCGUGGUGGGCCUGUACUUGAGGCGGCUGAACCUGUCCUUCCGGCGGCUGAGCUUCUCGCAGGUCACCUCUCUGUACCAGCGCUUCCGAGCCUACUACGAGGAGUGCUACACCAGCCCGCCGCACCAACACCCCGACCUCCAGAUGUCAGCAGAGGAGUCCAACAUUGUGGAUGACACGGAUUCUGAUGCCAAGAUGGAGGAUCUGAUGGAGGAAACCCGAGUGGAUGAGGAGGAGGAGGAGGAUGACGUGGAAGAGGAGGAGGGUGAAGGUGGAGGUGGGAGGGCGGAUAUGACUGAGUGCAACAGUGAGGUCAUGGCCCUCAGCUCCCUGUGUGACCCGCCGCCCACCACUGCCAGCACCGCCACCCCUGCACCCCAGUACCCGCCUCUCCUGCCACAUGUACCACACCCAAGGGAGGUGGAGGGUCAGGCGGGCCACAGCACCAGGCAGCAGGCAGAGCUCUUCAUCAGUCAGCAGACCUCCCUCCUGCAGUUCAACGAGACGGCGGCGCUCUCUCCCUCCCUCCUGCAGGCCAAGAUCAAGCAGCUGGUGAAGCAAAACCCAGACAUGGCAGAAGCUCACUACCUCAGCUACCUCAACUGCCUGAGGGUGAAGGAGUUCUCCGGGGCGGUGCACAGCCUGCUACGCACAUACGACGGCCAGCUGACCACACGGGAGCCUGGGCGGGUGGAGGACCAGGGCCGUGGCUUUCGAUAUGCGGCCAUGAACCUGGCGGCCCUCCAUGCCCACUUUGGACACAAAAAAGCUGGGUUGUUUGUGCUGAAGGAGGCCAUCCGCUUGGCCCAGGAAAGCAGCGACCACAUGUGUCUCCAGCACGCCCUGGCCUGGCUCUACACCCUCUCCCCCACACACAAGGCCCAGCUGAUGAAACGGUCGAUGGUGAAGAGCUGUGAGUUGUCGCUGAGUUACCUGAGCUCCCUGGGACGCCUCAACCAUGCCUUGCAGCUCUCCCACACCAAGACUGCUCCGGCAACCCUCCUUCAGAGCAUAGUGAGGGCUGAGGCGCUGAACUGCAAGCACAGCCUGGUGUCCCUGCAGCAUGGGGCGUGGGCCCUGCGUGCUGCACUCUGGGCCAACUGGGGAGUGUCCACCAUGACCAGCCUGGCCUCCCAGCUCCUGCUCCACCUCAACACCCACCACCCCACCAGCCCAGCCACCUUCUACUCCGCCCAGCCCACGUGUGCGGCAGUGUGCAAUAUUGCUGUUGGGCUCGCAAACAUGGGAGACUACCAGCUGGCAGGGGAGGUGCUGCAGCAUGCCAGGCAGAGGUUCCCCGCCCACGGCCAGCACUCCUCCACCUGGAUGUUCACCCAGGCCCAAAUCAGCGUGGUGGACCUACUGCACCAAGGCCGCUGGACUGAGGCACAGGCGGCCAUCACCAGCAUGGCCACCACACACCCCACGGAGGCCAAGCUGAAGCAGAGUGAGUUGCUGAUCUGCAAGGGUCAGGUGACGGAGGCGUGGCAGCUGCUUGGAGCGCUGAGGAAGGAUCCUGAGGUGGUGGGUGAGCUUCGGGUGCAAGUGCUGUUGAUGGAGAGCUGUGCGUGUGUUGCCGGGGGAGCGUGUGCUGUGGCGCUGCCCAUACUGGUGGAGGCACUGUCCACCGCACAGCACCACCACCUGGCGUACCUUGCCGCCCUCACAAACCUGCACACGGCCAACGUACAGCUCCAGCUCGGGUUGCUGCGGGAGGCCAGGGCGAGCGUCACCGCCGGCCUGGGGACCGUCCUCACCGGAGGGUCGGUGUAUGACCAGGCUCGGGCCAGGCUGGUGGAGGCCAAGUUGCAGGUGAGCGAGGCCCGGAGCAAGGAGCGGACGGGUGUGCUGCUCAAGGCGGCCAUCUCCCUGGACCUGGUGCACAAGCUGUUCAUGAAGGUGCGGGCGUACCACAAGGUGCGGGAGACACUCUACUUCAAGGCUCGACUAUACCAUGAAGUGGGUUACCUUGAAGAACGCAACAAGUGUGCUCUGGAUUUCCGCCAGUUUGAGCUGCAGCACCCGUGUCAGGCGUACCAGCUCACUGUCAACUCAUUUUGAGGAGACAGGCUGCCUUCUCUCUCUUAUUGGUUGGACUGUGAUAUGUACUUGAUGCAGAAAUAUUUUUUCUAGUUCUAUUAAAAAUACUAAAUUUUGCAUCAGGGAAUAGAAAAUAAAAACAACUGAAACUCAUGUUUGAUGUAGGAAGGCAAUAAGUUUUCUUACACAGUUUGAGGUUGGAAUAAAUAACAACACACCUUCUUCCUGAACACUUGUUUGGUUCUUACUUUCUGAGACAGGUGAGAAAGUUUUGGUUUGAGGCUCAACAAAAACACCCAUAGGCACUUUAAAUUGAUGAUAAAAUCCUUUACCCUUGUAAAAUGUUAAUUUAAAUAUAUAUACAUUUUACAACAAUGUUAUACAAAGUUGUUCAUACACAUAAUUUCCAAUAAAUUAAUCUUUUUAAGUAUGUCAUUGUUAUGAACUAUUAUAUUUGCUUUUGAACAGUUGCUGGAAUUAUUGGCAGUAUGGAUUCACUUCUUAGAGACAGUUUGUAAUGUUGUCAAGGCAGUGUUGCUUGCACCAAUUUGCAAUAAUAGAGUUAAGACCAGUCAUGAAAAGCAUUCAUUAUUUUUUGGACGGGUGUAAAGGCCAUGUCCAAAAACUGUUACCCAAACCAUUUUAUUUUCUGAACACCGUCAAA
Molecule: messenger RNA, 3426 nt
Organism: Eriocheir sinensis (Chinese mitten crab)
Lineage: Eukaryota; Metazoa; Arthropoda; Malacostraca; Decapoda; Varunidae
Gene: ida
Product: anaphase-promoting complex subunit 5-like
Exons: 17
Coding region: 300-2783 (827 amino acids)
Biological process (GO): positive regulation of mitotic metaphase/anaphase transition; protein K11-linked ubiquitination; anaphase-promoting complex-dependent catabolic process
Cellular component (GO): anaphase-promoting complex
Molecular function (GO): protein binding
Source: RefSeq, a predicted model, not a curated record